Molecule: messenger RNA, 264 nt
Organism: Angiostrongylus costaricensis
Lineage: Eukaryota; Metazoa; Nematoda; Chromadorea; Rhabditida; Metastrongylidae
Source: the annotation of a GenBank genome assembly
AUGAUGGCCUUAAAGAAUGUAUGGUCUUCUCUACAGGACUUCUCUAAGUCCGCAUGGAACGCUUCGACGUCAUCAUCGUCACAGUUUGAUAUAGGUGCGCAGACGACGAAGGCUGUCAAAGUCGAUAUUGAUCCACAUCUCUUCAACUUUGCAUGUGAUCUCGCCAUCCUCGUCACUGGUACAACUUACUGCCGAACUACCGCCUUCGCAGCUCGACCAGAGCGUUGUCGUGAGGACGCUGAACGGGCUGACUGGCUUGGAUAA